AUGAAUUAUGCUAGGGCACUUAUGAGAUACAUCAGCAUCCGAGGUCAUCCUUACUCAAGUAAGGCAUAUUUCAGUGUUAAUCCCCUUGUGGCACUUUUUGAUGAAAGAGUCUCCAUCAAAGUCAACGAUCUUCGGCCACUACAGCGAGUGACUGUACAGGCAUGGGUGGAAGAGGGAAAGGCAGUGUUCAGCUCAUGCGGUCAUUUUCAAGCUGACCAACAAGGACUUGUCGAUAUAGCUGAGCAUGCUUCAACGGGGGGAACAUACAAAGGUCAUGAUAGCAUGGGACUCUUCUGGAGUAUGAAGCCUGUUCCAGGGAUAUCAAAGGAUCUGUUUCUUAGAAAGAGUGACGUGACGACACCUCUGGUCUUCAGACUGUCUGUAAUUGAUGACCACAUUCCCCUUGAAGACCUGCAGCUGGCCACACCAGUAGUUCUAGCAACAGAGGAGGUAGAACGAUGGUACAAGCACUAUGCUGUGAGAAGGACUGUCGUGAGAGAAGGUUCCAAAAGGGGAACUCUCUUCAUGCCAGAAGGCGAAGGUCCGUUUCCCGGGAUAAUAGACAUGUUUGGUUCCACUGGAGGGCUGAAGGAGUCCCGUGCAGCCCUGUUGGCGUCCAGAGGUUUCACCUCCUAUGCUCUUCCUUUCUUUGGAUAUGACGAUCUCCCACCGUCAUUGGCUGACUUUGACUUUGACUACGUACUGGAUGCUGUUGACUGGUUUGCCUCUCAUCCAAGUGUACGUCAAGGUGGUAUCGGUGUGGUUGGUAUCUCAAAGGGAGGGGAACUCGCCUUGCUGCUUGGCAUGGCCACUAACAAG
Haliotis rubra (blacklip abalone) is the source of this 819-nucleotide messenger RNA. Its product is annotated as bile acid-CoA:amino acid N-acyltransferase-like. NCBI's taxonomy places the organism in Eukaryota, Metazoa, Mollusca, Gastropoda, Lepetellida, Haliotidae. The record is from RefSeq and is a predicted model, not a curated record. Gene Ontology annotation, biological process: acyl-CoA metabolic process; fatty acid metabolic process. The annotation marks the transcript as partial. Gene Ontology annotation, molecular function: fatty acyl-CoA hydrolase activity. The transcript is spliced from 4 exons.